Messenger RNA from Caenorhabditis auriculariae, 666 nucleotides. The record is from the annotation of a GenBank genome assembly. NCBI's taxonomy places the organism in Eukaryota, Metazoa, Nematoda, Chromadorea, Rhabditida, Rhabditidae.
AUGCGACCCUCUGCCGUUUUUUGUCUCGUCCUCGCAUUUUCCAUUGUUUUGAUUCAAGGUUGGGGUGUUUCGGGAGUAAAAGCUCAGUGGUUUCAAUCUUUCGGGUUGCAGCCUUCGAAGAAACGCCGGACCUGCCUUCUGAAGAAGAAGAAUUUCCUGCUACCGUAACUCUUAUCGAGGAACCUGCUCGUUAGUCAAACUCAAUUUUGCAGAAAAAAAACUGAAUAAAAAUGUUUCAAUUUUUCUAGAAGAUUUCUCUUUCCUGUCUAAGCCGCCAAAGAAAAAUUGAAAAGGACCUUUCUUUAUGUCAGAGAUUUUGAUUUAUAAACAUGUUGAAAAAGUUUUGUGAUGUACAAAAGCUCUAGCUGGAGACUUUGAAAAGAGUAGACGGAGUUCACCGCGAUAAAAAGCCGAUCGCAGUUUUGUUUUUGGUUAGGAACGACUUCUGGGCCUUCAAAAACUCAGCAAGCCUUUCUGAAAAUGGCUCUGAUUUUCAGUGAACCUGAACGAAACUUCUCGGAAUGCGACCGCCGUAGAAACAUCAACUGGAGGUUCGUUUUCCGAGUGAAAUUUGGGAAUAGUGCAAGAGAAGCCUACGUGUUGAAUAUUGUAAAGCAGAGAUUUGCAGGCGGCUUCAUGAACUGGAUUCGCAACAAGCUCGGCUGA